AUGUGUGUGUCAUUUGCUGGCGAUCUGAACAACUUGAUCUCAUACGUGGCCUUCGCACAGUGGUCACAAAGAGCUUGUACUAUGGUAGCUUUGAUAUGGAUUCGGUUUAGGCGUUGGCCCGUUCAUCCCGAGAAGAUUCGCAUGCCCAUCGUCAUGCCGAUCUUCUUCUGCCUCGUCUGCACGACUCUGGUGGUGGUGACGAUUGUUGACAAUUUCUCGUCGGCCGCUGUUGGUCUAGGAAUUUGGUCGGUGGUUUUUGCUUUUUACUGGGUAUUCUUGUUUGGUCGAGCUCUUCCAUCCAGCGCAGUCUACACGGAAUACUCCAAUAAAGCUAACAACGCCACUACCAAAUGGGCGCAAAUUAUUUUCGAUCUGAUGCCUGAACGAGGGGACGAGAAUGAAGUCAAUAAUGCAAUUACGGUGGUCAACGACAAGGUUUUUCCCACGGAAUCGUUCUCAGAUUCGUUCUUCCCCACACUGGACGAGGACGACGCAAAAACACAACUUUGA
Molecule: messenger RNA, 510 nt
Organism: Ostertagia ostertagi
Lineage: Eukaryota; Metazoa; Nematoda; Chromadorea; Rhabditida; Trichostrongylidae
Source: the annotation of a GenBank genome assembly